This is a messenger RNA of Argentina anserina (silverweed cinquefoil), 829 nucleotides long. RefSeq names its product mitochondrial import inner membrane translocase subunit PAM16 like 2. The coding region runs from base 150 to 500 and encodes 116 amino acids. The record is from RefSeq and is a predicted model, not a curated record. Gene Ontology annotation, biological process: protein import into mitochondrial matrix. Lineage: Eukaryota; Viridiplantae; Streptophyta; Magnoliopsida; Rosales; Rosaceae. The transcript is spliced from 5 exons. Gene Ontology annotation, cellular component: TIM23 mitochondrial import inner membrane translocase complex.
CUCUCUCUUUCUGAAACCCUAAACCCCCAAUUUUCUACAAUCACAAAUCAGACCUUUCAUUGAAAUUCCGUCUGUAAGUUGCUUGGAUCUUCACGUGGUUCUGCUGCUACUAUAUCUACUGGGUUUUGUUGGCUUCAUUUUCUUAAGAUAUGGCCACAAAGCUUCUUGCAAACUUGCUUGUGGUUGGCUCAGGGGUGUUGGCCAGGGCUUUUGUUCAAGCAUACCGCCAGGCUCUUACAAAUGCCUCAAAGAGUGGUGUUGCUCAGGAAGCAGCACAGGGGAUUAGGAGAGCAAGCAAAACUAUGGCUGAAGGAGAGGCAAGGCAGGUAUUAGGUGUCACAGAGCAUGCAUCAUGGGAGGAGAUUGUGCAGCGGUAUGACAACAUGUUUGAGCGGAAUGCCAAAAGCGGAAGCUUCUAUCUCCAGUCAAAGGUCCACAGAGCUAAAGAAUGCUUAGAAAAUGUUUACAAAAAGAAGCCUGAAGGGGUUACUGAGGCAUAACUCUCACGCUUUAGUUCUGGUUGGGAUUCCAUGUUGCUGAAGCUUUUGAUCUGCGAGAGUGAUGGUAGAGUACUAUCUGUGUGGUUGCCUGAUGCUCUUAUUUUCUCAUCUUGCAGCAGGAGCGCUGGUUCCAAUCAACAGUUAUGCCACUCACUUUCAUUGCAGUAACAUCAGUUUCUAUUCAUAUUGAAGAUAAAUAACAUGACCCACCAUCAAAAAAUUUCCUUCAAUUUCUAUUGCUAAUGCUCAUUUCUUGUCUAUCGACAACUGCAUGUUUGCACCUCAGAUUAAUAUCAAAGCCUGCGGGUUAUACUAUUCCACAUCCUCCU